AUGACGUUUGAUUUUUCUUUACUAAAUCUACUUCGCCGGAAGAAAAAAAAUGAUACUUCCGAUGAUAUUGAGAAUAACCCGGAAGACAUCAAACAACAAAUAAAAGAAAAAGAUGAUUGCAUAAAUAAUCUCAGACAAAAUCUAGACAGAUUAAAAGAAGAUUACGAUGAAUUGAUGGAGAAAGGAAAAUCGGAAGAGAAACGAUGGGAAAGGGAACGACGGGAGUUGAUCAACGAAAAAGAGCAAGAAUUAUUUGAGAAGGAAGAGAAAUGGAAUAGCGAAAGGGAAAAGUUUAUUUUAGAAAGAAAGCAAAACGUACAGUGUGAUAAAGAAAAACUCGAGAAGGAAGAGCAGUGGAAUAAAGAAAUACAAAAAUUGAUCGAGGAGAAAGAGAGGUGGAACGAAGAGAAACAAGAAUUGACGAGGAAAUGGAAUGAAGAAAGACAAGAAUUGAUGAAACAACAAGAUAAGGAAAGACAAAAAUGGAGGGAGGAGAAAGGCCAAUGGGAUAAAGACCGACAAAAGUGGAACGGAGAGAAGGGAAUGAUCGAGAGUAGAGUACAAAAAUCCGUAAAUAAAGAAAGACAAGAAAAGCAAAAGUUGAUCAGGGAAAAAGAGCAACAGAGAAGAGAACAUGAACAAGAAUUAGCUAAGCAAGCGGAACAAUGGAAAAAAGAGAAGGAACAAUGGAAGAAAGUAAACCAAGAAUUAAUAAAGGAAAAGGAACGAUGGGAGAGUGUUAGACAAAAUCUCAAUGCAGAAUUAGAAAACAGGAACAGGCAUAUAGAGAAUUUGGAGAAACAUGGAGAAAAUAUAAUAAAGCGUUAUGAACAAAAACUUCAGGUAGCACGAGAGACUUAUAAGAAGAAUGUUGAUACUUUAAACCAAAAAUUAGAUAAAGAGGGAAAUGGCUUGCGUGAAUUGGAGGAAGAGAACGCCAAGCUCAGAAAAGAAGCAUCCAAAUAUCAGUCAGCGCUUGGUGUCGCAACAAAUAUUCGUCUUAGCGAUAACGAUCAAAAUCAUUCGGUUCAAUUGAAGAGGGACAUCGAAAAUUUGCAGACCACGUUUGAAAAUUAUGUAACUCACUUGAAACCAAAUAUGGAUAUUAACAUUGAAAAGGUACAAGCCCUUGCUAAAGACUACGGUUAUCCAAAUGAAAUUACAAAAGAAAAUCUAGAUAAACCUCUUAUCAAAGCAAUGUUACAGCUCAAAAUAUGGAACUUCAUACUUCAUUAUUUUAUUAAGUCAAGAGAAUAUCGAGGUGCAAAUUGGAAUCUCGAAACGGAUAUUGAUGCGAAAGCUCAAGACUUGUUACGGUCGAUCGCGACAUUAUCGGAAACUCGUGACGGAACUGACAAAGUUACUGGUGCAACAAUAAUAAAAAUACGUCAGCAAGUUUAUGGAAUUUUGGGUAGCCGUGGAUUCAACUACACAGUCCAUAGCGAAAGCAGCGAAAUUCUUGAACAUAAUUUUGUAUCUGUUGUUAGCGAAGAGCUCAACAAAAUGAUAAAUGAAUAUCGCAAAAUCAAUGAUGCCGAUAAGAGAACCCAGGUCGAAUCGAUGGCACCUAAACUUGUCCGAGAAGCGUCAAAAUUAUUUUUGUUUCGCAUGAAGGUUCAAGAACCAAUGUUGGAAUAUUAUUUUUUCCCUAAAGGUGAUAUUAUUGAUGCGAAUUCGAUGGAAGGAAAGUGGGAUGAUGAUGAGGUCGACCAUUUACGUGUAGGCAUCUGUUACUUUCCGAUGCUCGGGUCAAAUUUGAAAUCCAAGGACCAAAAAAUAUACACACCCGCAAGAAUAUUUCCACAAAAAAUCAGUUGUAAUUCUGAAACGUAA
Molecule: messenger RNA, 1833 nt
Organism: Acaulospora colombiana
Lineage: Eukaryota; Fungi; Glomeromycota; Glomeromycetes; Diversisporales; Acaulosporaceae
Source: the annotation of a GenBank genome assembly